Colletotrichum godetiae is the source of this 955-nucleotide messenger RNA. RefSeq lists its product as uncharacterized. The record is from RefSeq and is a predicted model, not a curated record. Lineage: Eukaryota; Fungi; Ascomycota; Sordariomycetes; Glomerellales; Glomerellaceae. Bases 174 to 869 code for a protein of 231 amino acids. The transcript has a single exon.
GUCAUUGGGACUGCUGCUGCUGCUGCUGCUGCUGCUGCUGCUGCUGCUGCUGCUACUGCGACUCUGUCGUUUAUGUGUGUGGUUCUUGCUGGCAAUGGUAACCUCUCAGAAUCUUUCGCUCUAUCCCCUGCUCCUCUUUCCCCCAUCCAUGGAGUUGUGGAUACACACGCCCCAUGCCCUUUUUUCUCUCUUUCCCUCGCUCUAUCUGGACUUUCAACACACACACACACACACACACACACACACACACACACACACACACGCCCCCCCAAGACCAGGGCCCCAAAGCUGCUCGGCCGACUGAAUCGACCCGCAUCUACAGAGUUGCACUACCCGUACAUACCAGCCCCGGGCGGCUAUCGCCUGCGAUGAACCACCCACAUCCAUGCCCCCGCAUGCAAGUCUGUCUCUGUCUCUCUGUCUCUCUGGCGUUGUUGCUGUCUCUCUCUCCUCUGUGCCUGUCCUAUCCUGCUUGUCCCCUCCUCCUCCUCUCCUGCUCUCUUGGUCCGUGUGCUGGCCCUACCUUACCUUCCAGACUACAACGGCCUCAUGUACCUCGUGUAUACUAUCCUCCCCCCCUGUCUCUUCCUCGAACCCUGGCGAUGGUCCCCGCUGCUUUCUUAACUGAAGAGUGGCACUCGUUCAAAUCGUCUCGACUGGUAGGCUCCCCUUGCGAAAAAAAUACAAACCUUUGGAUCGGCAUCCAUCGCUGUCCACUUCGCUCGUCAUUAAUAGGCCGCGGCCAUCUCGUCCUCGCGAGGCUCUCUUCUCAUCCAUUCCCACUUCACAAGUCCAAUUACGGAGAGGCAGACUUUAGUGACUCUUUGGAUUCUUUAUAUCGUCCAUCCCCCCUUCCCAUCUUCUUAUAAGACAAGACGAGCUUCACACAACCACAAACUAUCAAAGCUCUCGUCUACAUCCGUGUCUUUGGAAUAUCCCCUUUGCCACUUACAUA